Messenger RNA from Vicugna pacos (alpaca), 1873 nucleotides. Lineage: Eukaryota; Metazoa; Chordata; Mammalia; Artiodactyla; Camelidae. The record is from RefSeq and is a predicted model, not a curated record.
AUGAACACAAACCCGCCUUCUGACUUCAAGGACCUUGUGGCCCAGUGGCGAAGACAGACUUCAGAUGUCAGUAAAACCAAGUGUCCAGGCAAGUGUGGUACUCCACCCAAUUUACAGUUUGCUUCUCUGAUAAAUCAGUUGAAUGAGACAGAGUUUGAAACUGGAACUUUUCUGAAAUACAACUGCCGCCCUGGCUACACUAGAACCUCUUCAAAAUCUUUUGGUGUUACCUGUACCUCAUCAGGUGAAUGGAACUACCAGGUCUUCUGUGUCAAGAGACGAUGCAGAAACCCAGGAGAAUUACUUAACGGGCUAGUGACAGUUAAGACAGAUUACUCUUACGGAUCAGAAAUAGAAUUCAGCUGUUUAAAAGGAUAUGUCUUACUUGGCUCAGCUACUAGUUACUGUGAGAUCCAAGAUAAAGGAGUUGAUUGGAGUGAUCCUCUCCCCAAAUGUGAAAUUAUCAAGUGUGAGCCUCCUCCAGACAUCAGCCAUGGGAAGCACAAUGGUGGAGAGAAAAAUAUCUACACAUACGGCUCUUCUGUCACCUACCACUGUGACCCCAACUUCUCAGUGUUGGGCGAAGCCUCCAUUUCUUGCUCAGUGGAAAAUGAAACAAUAGGUGUCUGGAGUCCAAGCCCUCCUACCUGUAAAAAAGUCAUUUGUUCUCGGCCAGUGGUUACAAAUGGGAAAAUAAUCACCGGAUUUGGACCCACCUAUACUUAUAAACAGACUGUUGUAUUUGGCUGCAAUAAAGGUUUCAUCCUGAAGGGCAGCAGUUUAAUCCAUUGUGAAGAAGAUAACAACUGGAAUCCUCCUCCUCCCAUCUGUGAACUCAAUAGUUGCAUUGGCUUACCAGACAUCCCUCAUUCCACCUGGGAACGAUAUAUCUCCUAUAUGCGAGCAGAAGACAAGGUGUAUGAGGUUGGGACAACGUUGGCGUAUUCCUGCCAACCUGGGUAUAAACCCGCAGCAAAUGAGCCUACAACGGUGACUUGUCAGGAAGAUUUGAAGUGGACCCCGAGCAAAGGAUGUGAGGAGGUAUGUUGCCCAAUACCAGAGCUGAAGGAUGUCACAAUCACUCAUCGCAGACCAAGUGGCUUCAACAAUGGCUGUGCCUAUUUCUUUGGAGAUUCGGUUUCAUAUACAUGUCCUGGGAAACGUACAUUUAGUGCUAGAUGCACAGGGGAUGGCACGUGGAAUCCUAAGACGCCAGCAUGUGAGCCAAGUUGUGAUUCUCCUCCUGUCAUUGCCCACGGACACUAUAAAUUAAUCAGUGCAUACUUCUUCAAAGAUGAUGUUGUGUAUGAAUGUGAUGAAGGGUACACUCUGGUUGGAGCGAACAAACUCACCUGCCAUGCUGCAGUCUGGUCCCCUGCAGUCCCUCAAUGUAAAGCUCUGUGUUGGAAACCAGAGAUAGAACAUGGAAUGUUAUCUGUGGAUAAGAAUCGAUAUACUGAGCCUGAAAGUGUCAAGGUCCAGUGUGACCCCGGCUAUGGUUUGGUUGGUUCCGAAAGUAUCACUUGCUCAGAGAACAGAACCUGGUACCCGGAGGUGCCCAAAUGUGAGUGGGUGUACCCUGAAGGCUGUGAGCAGGUACUUGUAGCUAGGAAACUCAUGCAGUGCCUCCCAAAUCCAGAGGAGGUGAAAUUGGCCCUGGAGGUGUAUAAACUCUCCCUGGAGAUUGAAAUACUGAAGCUUCAGAGAGACAAGGAGAAGAAGAUUCAGGAGUCAUCAGUGUAAUUCUUCCCAGAAAAGGGAGGAAAAAUGUGCCUUGCUGCCUUUAAUCCAAUAUGAAUCACUUCAGUGUAUCAACUUUACCAUCUCUUUGGCACUAAAAUUCAUUGUAAUAAAUCUUCAUAUAUCACAGCAA